Vanessa tameamea is the source of this 1081-nucleotide messenger RNA. RefSeq lists its product as uncharacterized. NCBI's taxonomy places the organism in Eukaryota, Metazoa, Arthropoda, Insecta, Lepidoptera, Nymphalidae. The record is from RefSeq and is a predicted model, not a curated record. Bases 300 to 920 code for a protein of 206 amino acids. The transcript is spliced from 2 exons.
CGAAAUGUAACUACAACAUUUAUAUAUGUAACGCGUGAGUGAAACGAUUCUGACGCAAAUUAUUUUUAUAAGGGAAACUAUAUAACUAAUAAGCUAUUUGUUUAUGGAUAUUGCCCAAUUGCCAUACCCAGGUACAGUUACUCACAGCCGUCGCUGAGAAUUGCGAUAUUAAUACUGUAACAUGGUGCGGAAUACACCUUUCACUUUCGACACCGGUAUCUCCCGAAUUCGUAAUGACGGAGUUAGUUGAUUUGAAGACGGCAACCGAAACAGCUGAUUAACAUAAAAUCUAGGAUAAAAUGAAAGUCCAAAUUAUCAUCUUACUCCUGCACAGCUCUGUGCUCCUGGUCACUUCCGAGGAUGCGCUCGAAACUAAAGAUCUCGGUGUUAACGACUAUGAUGACGAUAUCGGACGUAAACAUAGAAAGAAGAAGAAGCACCAGAAUAACCCUUGCUAUGGAGGGUACGGAAGGACCUUUGGGGAAAAGUUUGGACCUCACGACUACACAUACGUAAACGCGCCUGUUACAAAUUACUUCUUCGGAUGUGGUGGCGGGCCAGCACUCGCUCCGAUUCAACAGUAUCCCGUUCAAGGCGGCCAUGGUCACGGGGGACACGGCCAUGGUGGACACGGUCAUGGGGGACACGGUCACGGAGGACAAGGUCAUGGAGGACAUGGUCAUGGGGGUCACGGUCAAGGUGGUUAUGGUGUCCAAGGAUUCCCAGGAGCAUUUGGAGGACAAGCGAACUAUGGUUACAAUCAGCCUUACAAUCAAUAUCAAAACUUCAACCCAAUACAGAAUGCCGUUUCGGCUGCCGCAUCAGGUUUCGGAAGUGCGGUCGCAGGGUACUUCAACCGACCGAGAAAAGUUAACAAGCAAGUGAAUCAGUUCUUAAGACCAUUAUAUAAGCUGUUUUAAAGUGCAGUGAUCAUUGCGAAACUGACUCUUAUUGUGUUUAUUAUUUAGAGACUAAUAUAGAUUAUACUUCAAAUACGAUUAUGUUUGAUUAUUGUUCAAAAAACACUGUUAAAUCAAAGUAUCUUGCAAGGUGACCGUUGAAGCAUGAAAUCAUGUCCCGA